Messenger RNA from Trichoderma aggressivum f. europaeum, 2370 nucleotides. Its product is annotated as transcriptional regulator family: Fungal Specific TF. The record is from RefSeq and is a predicted model, not a curated record. The transcript has 2 exons. NCBI's taxonomy places the organism in Eukaryota, Fungi, Ascomycota, Sordariomycetes, Hypocreales, Hypocreaceae. Gene Ontology annotation, biological process: regulation of DNA-templated transcription; DNA-templated transcription. Gene Ontology annotation, molecular function: zinc ion binding; DNA-binding transcription factor activity, RNA polymerase II-specific; DNA binding. Bases 1 to 2370 code for a protein of 789 amino acids.
AUGGAGGGCAUGGACCUGACUGCCGCCUCUUCCUCGGCCGGCUCGACGCCUGCUGCUCAGGCUAAGAAAAAGUCUCGUCGAGGAACCGACCCGACCACCCAGAAGCGAAGAUGCAUCAGCACCGCCUGUGUCGCUUGUAGGCGACGCAAGUCGAAAUGCGAUGGCCAGACGCCCGCCUGUGCCGCUUGCUCCAGCGUCUAUGGCACCGAGUGCAUCUACAACCCCAACUCGGAUCACCGCCGCAAGGGAGUGUAUCGAGAAAAGGUCGACAGCAUGAAAGCCCAAAACUCGACGCUGCAAAUCAUUGUCGAGGCCAUUUUGAAUGCCGCCGAAGAAGAAGUGCCAGGAAUCGUAAAGAAGAUUCGAACAUGCGACAAUCUCGAUUCGAUAGCCCAGGAGCUUUUGAAAGCGAGUGAAGCAGAGCUCAAUGAAGAAGACUUUGACGGCAAUGUGGACGAAGCAGCCAUGGAUUUCCUACCCGUGACAGGAGAACGAGAGCUUGCCGGCAAGAUGGGAGAGCUGCGGCUCGAAAAUGGCUCAGUGCGCUUCAUUGGCGGCACCUCUCAUCUCAUCUAUCUAGGAGACCCUCACCACGAUGGCAUCGAUUACGGUUCACCUUCUGAGCCCGGCAUUUGCGAAAACCCCAUCACGUCAUGGACCCGAGUGACCACCGAUCCACGCCUCAUCAUGCACCUCAUGAACAUGUACUUUAACUAUCACUACCCAUACUUCACCACGCUCUCACGCAAGCUGUUUUGGCGCGACUUCAUGAGGGGCAAGGCGGGCUUGGCGCAAGGCACGGCGUACUGCUCCUCGCUAUUGGUAAACGCAAUGUUGGCGCUCGGCUGCCACUUUACCGAUAUCCCAGGCGCUUUUGGCAUCCCCGGCGACAGCAGGACCAAAGGAGACCAUUUCUUUGCCGAGGCCAAGCGACUCAUCGUCGAUAAUGACGAAUACGAGAAGCCGCGGCUUGUGACCGUGCAGGCUUUGGCACUCAUGUCUGUGAGAGAAGCGGGCUGUGCAAGAGAGGCCAAGGGCUGGGUCUAUAGCGGCAUGAGCUUCCGAAUGGCUCUCGACAUCGGCCUCAACCUCGAGGUAGAGGGCCUGGAUAGGGAGCACAUGUCGGAGGAGGAAAUAGAUGCCCGGCGCGUCACCUUCUGGGGGUGUUUCUUAUUCGACAAGACCUGGUCCAACUACCUGGGCCGGCUGCCACAGCUCCCAAGGAAUUCCUUUACCGUUUCCAAAAUCGACGUCUUCCCUGACGAAGAUGCGGCGCUGUGGUCGCCUUUCACAGAUAAAGGGUUCGACGACUCUCUUGCCCAGCCCUCGAGGACGCGAGCGGUUGCUCUCCACUUGUCCAAGCUAUGCGAAAUCAGCAGCGACAUACUCGUCUUCUUCUACCACCCAAGCCACAUAAAGAGGGCCGUUGGCAAAUCUCUUGAGCUGAAGAAGCUCAGCGAGCUCCACCAACGGCUUGAGGAAUGGCGGAUGAAUCUGCCCAAGGAGUUUGAACCAAAAGAAGGCUUGCUGCCAAACGUGAUAUUGAUGCUCGCAUGUACGAUCCAUCUGCUCAAUCUGCCCGAAAAGACGGCGAAGCGGGAUUUGACCCACGGUCUAAGGCAUCUGGAAGAGAUUGCCGAGGAUUGGCUCUGCGCGAGACGGACGCUAAGCAUCCUCAGCGUCUUGGCAAGAAAAUGGAAAUGCGAGAUACCAGAAGAUGCCGACAUGAUCCUCAAACGGACGGACGAGAGAUUUGAAUACUACAGCACAUCCGAAGUUCCCUCUCCUGGAUCGAGCAACUUGGCUCCUAUUUCGCCGGGGACCUCAGAGGAAGGGGCAGUGCAAGCUACCAGGCUCGAGUAUGGGCUUACGAGGCACCCAACUUCAGAGCCUAUAGCUCAGCCAGCAAUACAGACGUCUAUCGAGGAGCGGCUGACGAUGGAUUCGCCCAUGUCCCUGGGCAACAAUAAUCCCCUUCCGGAUCAGCGAGGCAUGGCCAUGGAUCCCUCGCAAAUGGAUUUGCAAGAUAUACUGGGAUGGUCGCAGCAACUAGGGAUUCCGUUGAACUCGCAGUCGCCGGCAGCCCAGAGCCACAUCUCGUCGGACAUGGGCCAUCGCCAACCCCAAGCCCAGACGCAAAACCUAGGCAUGGACAGCCGCGAGUGGCUGUUGAGUGACUCGGCGCGGCUGCACCAAAGCUUUGGAAGCUGGGAUAUGAGACCGCAAGCAGGACCUGCGAAUCAAAUCUUUAUGUUUAAUAAUGGUCGGGGCGAUGGGGUGGGGGUUGAGAAUCCGGACUUGAGCUCCUUUGACUCGCUUACUGAGUCUUUGACGACGCUCAAUGCGUGGUUGCCGUCUGGGCUAGAGUAG